AUGUCACAGCCGAACAAGUAUGUGCUGUUGCCCCAGGAAGCCCACAAAUCCCAGGAAAGACCGAAUGCAGAUGAUGUCAUAGAAGAUGAUAUCCCACUACAAGAUCUUGCGGAAAUAGAUAAUCUUGAUUUCGAAAGUGGGUUACAGCAGGAGCCCGACCUCGAGUCGUUGCCAGAAAACCAGGAAGGAAGCGGGACUUCCAACAUGAAGAUGGCUUUCAUGAACAUGGCGAACUCUAUCCUCGGCGCUGGUAUCAUAGGUCAGCCCUUUGCAUUCAAAAAUAGUGGAGUUUUAGGAGGAACGCUUGUCAUGUUUUUCCUUACCGGUCUUAUUGACUGGACGUUACGGUUGAUUGUGGUCAAUGCCCAGCUAUCUCAAACCAGGUCUUAUCAAGACACCGUGUUCUACUGCUACGGCAAAUGGGGCAAAAUCCUCCUCCUAUUUUCCAUUAGCUCAUUUGCUUACGGUGGCUGUAUGGCAUUUUGUGUGAUUAUCGGUGACACCAUCCCUCACGUUCUUAAGUCUGCACUUCCAGAUUCAUGGACCGAUCCACUGACAUCGAUUGUGGGUUGGAUGUUCGGAAGAAACGUUAUCAUCACGAUAUUUACCGCUUGCAUAUCCUACCCAUUGUCACUCAACAGAGACAUAUCCAAACUCGCCAAGGCAUCCGGAUUCGCCCUUUUAGGUAUGAUUAUCAUUGUCAUCGUUACAGUCGCUCGUGGACCAUUGGUCGAUGAUUCCCUUAAAUCGUCAUUAUCGAAGGGACAGUGGUUUAUCAGCUUUAACAUUUUCCAAGGUAUCUCAGUCAUUUCGUUUGCACUUGUCUGUCACCACAACACAAUUUUCAUUUACAACUCAUUGAAAAAUGCCACGGUCUCUAAAUUUGCAAAGUUAACUCAUUGGGCAUGCGGAAUUUCGAUGUGCUUCUGCCUUCUUAUGGGAUUAUCUGGCUUAUUGAAUUUCGGAGACAAGACGAAGGGCAAUAUCCUCAAUAACUUCAAGAGCGAUGACACUUGGAUCAAUUUGGCUCGCUUUUGUUUUGGGUUGAACAUGUUGACCACUUUUCCAUUAGAACUUUUCGUUGUUCGAGAUGUUCUCAAAGACAUCGUAUUGGCAAGCAAAGUGGACCCCGACUCAGACGGAAGCACUGCUCAUCUAGAGCUUUCCAAGAAGCAGCAUUUUAUCAUCACAACGGUUCUUUGUUUUUCAUCCAUGGGGGUUGCUCUAUUGACUUGCAAUUUGGGCAUGAUUUUAGAACUCAUCGGAGCCACUUCAGCUUCUCUUAUGGCUUAUAUUAUUCCACCGUUGUGCUACUUGAAAUUAUCUUACGACAGACUCGAUUUUAAAAACGCUGACAAGAAGGAAAGAAUAAAGUUCUACCUUAAGAAGUGUUCCCCUAGCAUUGCGUGUACUAUAUUCGGUUUUGCUGUGAUGAUCAUAAGCUCCAUCAUGACUAUCCGUACCGGCUUGAGCAAUGAGGACGGUGGCUCUCAUUGUGACGUUGCAUAA
Molecule: messenger RNA, 1509 nt
Organism: Candidozyma pseudohaemuli
Lineage: Eukaryota; Fungi; Ascomycota; Pichiomycetes; Serinales; Metschnikowiaceae
Exons: 1
Coding region: 1-1509 (502 amino acids)
Biological process (GO): amino acid transmembrane transport
Cellular component (GO): endoplasmic reticulum
Molecular function (GO): amino acid transmembrane transporter activity
Source: RefSeq, a predicted model, not a curated record